Molecule: messenger RNA, 675 nt
Organism: Psylliodes chrysocephalus
Lineage: Eukaryota; Metazoa; Arthropoda; Insecta; Coleoptera; Chrysomelidae
Source: the annotation of a GenBank genome assembly
AUGAGCGCACGAAAAUAUCCCGAAAAUAUAGCCAAACUGGACGACCGCACAUACUCCCAAUGGUUGUUGGAUUUGGGAAAGGGAACAAUACCGAACACUACUUUAAGUGCUAAAGCUAUAAUCGGAGGCAGUCGCGCACCACAAGAUUUAAUACAAAUUCCACGAACGUUUCAAUUGGAUAACAUCGACCGAUUAAUAGAAUUUGUUUUUGACAAUGAUUUCGUCAACAGGAACAAUGGCAAUAAAGCCAUCCUAUAUCCUACGAAUACGGAAGUGGCCCAUGUGAGUAACGUCAUUUUGGAUAAGCUCGUAAACAUCGAAGAGCGUACAAGGAGGAAUAGAUAUAUCCAGGCCUAUAAAACUAUAGGAGAGGUAUUAGGAGAAGAAAAUGACGGACGGGAAUAUAACGAACGAAAUAUCAUCGUUGGAUUUAUAAAAGAUCCCGUUAUGAACGUCCGAAGACGAGAAUUUAAUUUACCGGAGAGUAGAAGUGAGACUGCAGCGAUCUUUCAAGGAACAGAACCACCGUUCGAAGUAGCCUUAAUUCUAUAUCCACAUAAUCCAAAUACAUCUCAACCUCACCGGAGACACCACGAAUUGAAAAAUCUAAAUCCAAUGGCUUAUCCAUUGCUUUUGCCAUUAGGAGAUAACGGUUACUCAACCGAUUUGUAUUAA